Molecule: messenger RNA, 1382 nt
Organism: Aspergillus heteromorphus CBS 117.55
Lineage: Eukaryota; Fungi; Ascomycota; Eurotiomycetes; Eurotiales; Aspergillaceae
Product: DUF914 domain membrane protein
Exons: 2
Coding region: 45-1247 (400 amino acids)
Biological process (GO): transmembrane transport
Cellular component (GO): membrane
Molecular function (GO): transmembrane transporter activity
Source: RefSeq, a predicted model, not a curated record
CCCCUCCCCCCCCCCCGCGAUUACCCCUCAUCCGCAUCUGCAUCAUGUCAGCCGUCCACGAGAACGAGAAGACCGCCGUAUCCGCCGAGGUGCAGCCCCAGCCUGAGCUCCAGGGCGAGAAGAACAAGCAGACCUACGCCGUGACCGAGGCGUCCGACAAUGCCACCCAGGCGCCGGAUCUGGAGCAGCAGCAGCAGCAGCCCCAAGGCCGGGCGGCCAAGCUGUUCGCAUACAUGAAGACGCGCGAGUUCUGGAUCGUCUUGGUUCUGGGUCAGAUCCUGGCCCUGGCCGAUAUCAGCUCCUCCACCUUCUCCACUCUCCUCUCCGACGCCGGAACCAGCAUCCCCGCCUUCCAGACCCUGUGGAACUACAUCCUGCUCAACUUGGUCUACACCAGCAUCACCAUCUACAAGUACGGCUUCAAGAAGUGGUGGCGCAUGCUCUACCGCGACUGCUGGAAGUACUUCAUCCUGUCCUUCCUGGAUGUCGAGGGAAACUACUUCAUGGUGCUGGCCUACCGCUACACCUCGCUGCUGAGUGCCGAGCUGUUCAGCUUCUGGACCAUCAUCGUCAUCGUCAUCGUCUCCUUCAUCUUCCUGCGCGUGCGCUACCACAUCACCCAGUACAUCGGCGUCUUCCUCGCCUGUGGCGGGCUUGGCAUGCUCAUCGCCUCCGACUACUUGCGCGGCGCCAACUACCCGGCCGAGAACCAGGUCAAGGGCGACCUGUUCGCGCUGCUCGCGUGCACCAUCUACGCCUUCAGCAACCUGUUCGAGGAAUUCAUGGUGUCCAAGCGGCCCAUGUACGAGGUCAUCGGCCAGAUGGGCUUCUGGGGCAUGCUUAUCAACGGUGUGCAGUGCGGCAUCUUCGACCGGUCCUCCUUCCACGGAGCCACCUGGAACGGCAAGGUCGCCGGCUAUAUCGUCGGUUACACCAUCGUGCUGUUCAUCUUCUACACCCUGGCCCCGAUCAUGCUGCGGGUUUCGUCCGCCACCUUCUUCAACAUCUCCCUGCUGACGAUGAACUUCUGGGGUCUGAUCAUCGGUAUCCAGGUCUUCCACUACAGUGUUCAGUUCCUGUACCCGAUCGCCUUCGUGCUGAUCGUCAUCGGCCUGUUCAUCUACUUCGUCAAGGAGGGCGAGAUGGGCGAGGCGGCCAAGCCCUGGUUGGGUCAGAACCAGGAGGAGGGCAUCGACGGCGUAGGAACCGGUCGUCGUGCGCAGCAGACGGGACACGCGAUCGUCUAGGUGGACGGCCGCGCGCGGGAGGGGGGGGGUUGAGGACAGACCCCCGCCCGUGAUACGAUGCGACAUGGACACGAGUAAUGUGCAUGAGGUUAAAAAAAAGUUUUUGUUUUUGCCAUCUCUUUAGAUCUUAAUAUA